AUGAUGCGGAAGACGAUUCUCCUGUGCUUCAUCCAUGGCUUCAAGGGGGGAGACAACACGUUCGGCACAUUUCCCUCGCACUUGAAAGCGCUCCUGCAACACGCGCUGCCCAAGGUGACCAUCUUGGCAAUCACAUAUCCAAAGUACGACACCAGAGGCGACCUGCACGAGUGCGUCGGCCGUUUCAAAGAAUGGCUGCAGAACAAAGUCAUUGACCUCGAGGUCGCCAACUCGACGCCUUCGCCCACCGUCGACCCCUCGGUCCACACGAUCCUCCUCGGCCACUCCAUGGGCGGCAUUGUUGCCGCUGAGACGCUCUUGAGCAUCAUUGCCGAGCAGCCCGUCCCCUCGCUGCAGAACUCGCAGACCCAGGACCGCUCGACCGGCGCCCUGUCCGAAACCUCGACGCUCAUGUUCCCCUUCAUCCAGGGCAUCCUGGCCUUCGACACGCCAUACCUGGGUAUCGCCCCGGGCGUGGUUGCGCACGGAGCGGAGAAGCACUGGAACACGGCGAGCUCGGCGUAUGCCGCCUACAACAAUCUCGCUGGCGCGUUCGGUUGGGGCCAGAAGGACACGCCCGCUGCGGCUGUUGAUGCUAGCAGAAGGCUUCCCGCGCCCAACGCUACGGGCGACGCUGCUUCCGCGCCGUUGUGGCAGCGAUACGGAAAGGUGGCCAUGUUUGCUGGUGCUGCAGGUGCCAUCGCAGCAGGCGGCGCCGCAGCAUACAUGAAGAAGGACCAGAUCUCCCAGGGCUUGACGUGGGCGACGUCUCACCUGGAGUUUGUGGGUUCGCUUGCGAGGCCCGAGGAGAUGAAGAAGCGCUUGGCCGCCAUCGUCAAGCUGUCCACAGAGCACGGCCUGGGCUUUGCCAACAUUUACACCACGCUCGGUCACGCCGUCGAUGCGCAGAAGGGUGAGUCGUGGACGGGCAAAGUUGCUGGACAGGACCGCACCUUCUGCAACCUCCCCAAGGGCGAGUUGCGCAACUUCUUCCUCCCCGCUGGCAAUGACAAGCUCGAGAUGGAGACGCUGGCCCACAUGGGCAUGUUCAACGCAAGGAGCAAUCCUGGCUACUACACGCUGAGCGAGAUGGCCAAAGAGCAGAUCAUCGACUGGGCCGAAAACGAAUGGUACGAGGAGAGUGAGGGGCCGCUGAACAAGGAGGACGAAGAGGAGGCCGAGUUGGUGAUGAAGCCGGAUGUCGAGGAAGUGUUGGGCACAGAGGACCUAGACGAGGAAUUUGAGCACAUCAAGAGGGCGGCGAGUUCAGAGUUGAGCGAGGACGAGCAUCGAGAGGGGAAGAAGCAGGAGUUGUGA
Ascochyta rabiei is the source of this 1317-nucleotide messenger RNA. RefSeq lists its product as uncharacterized. The record is from RefSeq and is a predicted model, not a curated record. The transcript has 2 exons. NCBI's taxonomy places the organism in Eukaryota, Fungi, Ascomycota, Dothideomycetes, Pleosporales, Didymellaceae. The coding region runs from base 1 to 1317 and encodes 438 amino acids.